CGAACCCGGAACAUCGUCAUUUCAAGAAUAUCAAAUAAUGCGCAACAUUUAUAUUUCCUAAGAUCCGAAUACCCUCAAUUGAGGGCACAUCAAUAUCCAAUCCCGCAUACAUUAAUACCAGUCACUUGGAUAUGCGAUGUCGACCCAACGUCGAGGAGAAGAUCCAUUAAAUAUCGAUGUAGGCACCAAUGCCGAUCUUCCAUCCCUCGCUGCACUAUUCAUGAUAUAUUUCGAUAUCAAGGCUGGCUAUACAAUUGGAUGGAAACGUUCAUUAUCAGGCAUUGAAUUGGAUGGAGUGGUCGAAUAUAGGAGUCUGCCGUCGGGCUUACAUACUGUAGAGGAGGAUUUGAUAUACUUCACCCACGAUAAUUAUGCAGGACUUAGCGCAUUCGUCAACGCGCCGGCAGAUGAAGAUUCGAGGAAUGCGAGGAUGAUUGCUGUGGGUAUUAUGGUACCUUUGAGCUAUGGAAGACUGGGUAGAAGUUGGAAGCAUGCGGAGAGCUUGAAGGAUAUCGCAAGGUAUGACUACAUGACCAAUUGGUGGGAUACUUGCUGACCCCUUUACAGUGCGCUUAUUCUCGACGAGAGCAAAACUGAACGGCUCGAGGAAUUCUGGGAGAGUCAUAAGGGCGAGGACUUAGGCAAGAGUAAGGAAACAGACUCGCUACUAGAUUCUCCUUCAAGCGCAAGAUUUAAAUUUCGGAAUACACCACCGAAAUCAAAAAGUCACAAUAGAAACCGUUCAGCUUCUGAUGGCGCAGCUCUACUUCCUCCUGGACACACAUUAUCGGUAUAUCAUCCUGCAUGGAGCUUACCAAAACUAUUGGAAACAUUUGGUCCUAUGAUCUUCCCAAUACAACGGGCUGCACUUCUGAGGAAGAGGAUUUUGAUUAGUGCUCAUGCGCCGGUACAUGAGACAUGCGAUUUUGGUUGGGAUACCCUCUAAUGUGUUUCUAAUAUCAACUAAUGCCAAAUAGUAUAUGCCAUAUCCGUACUCUCAAAUAUUCCUCUUGCAGUCAGCGACCUCUUAGAACCUACCGCCCCACCACAAAGACUCCGACCCCUCUUUUCAAUUGGCGUCCACGAUAUUCCCCUCCUUGAGGAUGACCUCAAAGCCUUAAAACGAAGAGCCACCUCUGAAGAUACUGUUCCAACCGAUGGCGGCGACGAGCUUGGCUGCGGCUGGAUAGCCUGCACAACUGAUAGUAUCCUCGCCACGAAAACCAAGCUUUACGAUAUCCUCAUAACCAUGCCACCACCCCACGCAUCCGCCUCCACCGCAAAAGUAUGGCCGAAGGUCGAAUGUUCUCCCGGCAGCGUUGAACUUAAAGCUACUCAACGUGAUCUUCGCCGCUACAAAGCCCUCAGAUGGGGACUUUCCCGAACCCCUCACCCCGCCUCCCCAAACAUAAGCAAUUCCCGCCGCGCAUCCACCUCCUCCUACCUCGAGCAAUUCCCCUCCCCAAUCGACCUUAAUUCACCCACCACCGCCCUUCCCCCACGAGACGACCCUAUGCUCGAUAUUCCUGACACGGACUCCAUCAUCGAACCCAUAUCCUGGGCUGCACUCGCCUACUCAGGAUUUAUCUGGUGGGCCUCGGCCGGCGAACAACGUUUACAUUCACAAGAAGAAUGGGAAGCUGACUCCACACUCCUAUCAUCUCCUCAUACGCCAAAUCCCUUCUUUACUCCCCUUCCCAUUAAUCAAGCUGGUACCCUGAAUGCGGAAACCGAAAUGGGUAUCAUUGCUUACUUCCACCGUCUCACAUCACAAAUCCUCACCACACUGAGCGAUGUAAUCGAUGCAUCUGAUUCAGACGACGAACGCGAAGACGAUCUUCACCAUUCUCACCAUUCUUCCUCCCCACUACUCAAUAGAGGAAAUAGCCUUAGUAGUAGUAGUAAUGGAGGAGGAGACGCAACAAAUGAAGACGAAGAAGACGAUGGGAUGGGUUGUGUAUACAUCAGUAGCACAGAUAUGGAACGCAUGGGACUUGACAUUUGGAGCGCGGGCGAUUAUGUGUUUGUAGAGGAAAUUGUCAAGGAGUAUUUUGGGAGAAGGGCUAAGAUUGAGGGAAGGGGCGUGGAUAUUUGUGGGGUGAGGAUUUGCUAGGUGGGCGGACAAUUAACGCGUUUGGUAAGAUUACAUUCGGGUAGAAACUUGAGAUGGACUGCUAGUUUGAGCGCAGAUAGGUAAAGAAGAAUAUUGCGUUGGGGUAUUAAUACAUCUCCUUACCAGUUUCUGAUAUUGAUAUGAACAGGAUAGGGAAGGGAGUAGGAAAAGAAGGGAAAAAGCGAUACCUUCAACAACCUUGGGAGUUCCGGCUUUGAUAGGGAAGUGAUAGGGAAGUAAGUCAGGAGUCUGGGAUUCGGAGUCCAGAGUAAAAAAAUUCACAUUCUGGGAAUCUAGUAAUACUAGGCUGGAAUGGAAUGGAAUUGAAUUGAAUUGAGGUUUGAUCGGGUUAUAAAGGAUGGAUUAAGCAAGCAAGCUAGUUAUUAUUCAGCUAUAUCAUUUCAUGCACUCAUAUUAUUCACAUUAUUCAUAUGCCUAGAAGGUCACUUGC
Sclerotinia trifoliorum is the source of this 2564-nucleotide messenger RNA. The record is from the annotation of a GenBank genome assembly. NCBI's taxonomy places the organism in Eukaryota, Fungi, Ascomycota, Leotiomycetes, Helotiales, Sclerotiniaceae.